GAUAGUUGUGAGCUGCCUUGUGGGUGCUGGGAAUUGAACCUGGAUCCUCUGGAUGAGGAGCUAGCACUCUUAACCGCUGAGCCAUCUCUCCAGCCCCUUUGUAUACCUUUCUAUUACAGUCUCCCACAGUCUCUUCAGUCUGUCCUUCCAUAUUCGUUCUGGUGUUUAACUCCCUUCACAGGCGUCCCUAGCCACAAACUCUGUGUCAGCCCACUGCUGAGGGAAGCCCCUAGUAACCCCUUGCAGAGGCUAAGCAGACUGAGGUCCAGUGCCCCCUUAGUCCGGGAGACCAGUCCCGCCCCAUCCCAGCGGGCUGAGUCAGGAGGCAGGAACUGGGCGGGCGGGAGGCUCCCACAGCAGUCAGAAACCGGGGCCAGAGCGGCUGGCAGUGAGCUUGGAGCCCAACGGGGCUGGUACCAAAAAGCCCCGGGCCAGCGGGACACAGUGAGUGAGCGUGAGUCGGGGGCCAUCCGGAACUUACUAUGAACUCCAAAAAGAGAGGGAGCCCCGCGCGAACUCAUUCCAUGAUGUCCCUGUCGGUGCGGCCGCAGCGCCGCCUGCUCAGCGCCCGGGUCAGUAGGAGCCAGUCCUUCGCAGGCGUCCUCGGCAGCCACGAGCGCGGGCCCAGGAGCUUCACCGUCUUCAGCCCACCAGGGCCCCCACGGAAGCCUCUAGUGCUCUCCAGAGUGUCAAGGAUGUUUUCUGUGGCCCACCCAGCCCCCAAGGUGCCACAGCCGGAGAGGCUGGACCUGGUGUACGCCGCUCUUAAGCGGGGACUGACGGCCUACUUGGAAGUGCAUCAGCAGGAGCAAGAAAAGCUCCAGCGCCAGAUAAAGGAGUCCAAAAGGAAUUCCCGCCUAGGCUUCCUGUAUGACUUGGACAAGCAAGUCAAGUCCAUCGAACGCUUUCUUCGACGACUGGAAUUCCACGCCAGUAAGAUUGACGAGCUGUAUGAAGCAUACUGUGUCCAGCGGCGUCUCAGGGAUGGUGCCUACAACAUGGUCCGUGCCUAUAGUACUGGGUCCCCGGGGAGUCGAGAGGCCCGAGACAGCCUGGCUGAGGCCACUCGAGGCCAUCGAGAGUAUACAGAGAGCAUGUGUCUUCUGGAGAACGAGUUGGAGGCCCAGCUGGGCGAGUUUCAUCUCCGGAUGAAAGGGCUGGCUGGCUUCGCCAGGCUGUGUGUGGGCGAUCAAUAUGAGAUCUGCAUGAAAUAUGGCCGUCAGCGCUGGAAGUUGCGAGGCCGGAUCGAGAGCAGUGGAAAGCAGGUGUGGGACAGCGAGGAGACCGUUUUUCUUCCCCUACUCACAGAAUUCCUGUCUAUCAAGGUGACAGAAUUAAAGGGACUGGCUAACCACGUAGUUGUGGGCAGUGUCUCCUGUGAGACCAAGGACCUAUUUGCUGCCCUGCCCCAGGUUGUGGCCGUGGAUAUCAAUGACCUUGGCACUAUCAAGCUCAGCCUAGAAGUCAUAUGGAGUCCCUUUGACAAGGAUGACCAGCCCUCAGCUGCUUCUACAGUUAACAAAGCUUCCACGGUCACCAAGAGAUUUUCCACCUAUAGCCAGAGCCCUCCAGACACACCCUCGCUUCGGGAACAGGCCUUUUACAACAUGUUACGGCGACAGGAGGAGCUUGAGAAUGGGACAGCAUGGUCCCUGUCCUCCGAAUCGUCAGAUGAUUCAUCCAGCCCACAGCUCUCUGGCACCGCUCGACACUCAUCAACUCCCAAGCCUCUGGUGCAGCAGCCGGAGCCCCUGCCUGUCCAAGUUGCCUUCCGAAGGCCAGAGAGCCUCACGUCUGGUUCCAUGGAUGAAGAGCCGGCUGUGACCCCGGGCCUGGUCAAUGGGCACGCCCCUUACAGCCGGACUCUCAGCCACAUCAGCGAGGCCAGCGUGGAUGCUGCCUUGACUGAGGCCGUGGAAGCUGUGGACUCAAAAAGCCCAACCCCAGGGCCAAGCCCACUUGUGUAUCCAGAUCCCACCCAUGUGGAGCGUGUCAGUGUUCCUCCUGUCGCCGACAAUGGCCAUUCUGACACAAGCCCCGCCCUCAGCACCACUGGCCCUGCCCCCACAUUUAUAGACGCAGCCCCAUCUACACAGCUAGACUUAGCUCACGAAGCCACAGACUCUGGCCCGUCUGAGUUGCCAAGCGUCAUACAUACUACUGCAAGCUCUGCGUAUAGUGCAGUAAGCCCUAUCAACAGUGUUUCAAGUGUUACUUCCACCACCAGAGGUUCUACCCACAAACCCACACCCUCUCCCCUCACCUCUACAGGCUCUAUUCCCAAUCUUAUAGACUCAGUCCAGGCUACCACAAGCCCUGCUCACACUACCCCAAGCCCUACCCAUACUGCUACAAGCCUCACCCACACUACUGUAAGCCCUACACAUAACACUGUAAGUCCCACCACCUGCACUACCCCAAGCCCCUCCAGUGCUACUCCAAGCUGCAGCCACAGUACCACUAGCCCUACUCAUGAAGCCAAGAUGUCAACUCAUGUCAUCAGUGCUGUGGGCCCAGUCCAGACCACUACAAGUCCCAUUUCUACACCUGAAAGCCCCUCUCCUAUAGACAUUGCUCUAAUCUCCAGCUCCUCUGCAGAAUCCACCGGCCCAGGCACUGAACCUCUGCCCUGUCCUCACCCAGCCUCUACCCCCGGCACGAAAGCAGACCCCACAGCAUCCUGCACCUCCCACCAGAGUCUUGCUUCCUCUGGUUCAAAACCCCAGACAAGCCCUGCCGCAGAUUCCCCAGAACAAAUCCCUAAGAGCCCAAGUUGCUCUCCCUCAUCCAUCGCCCCUGAACCCCAACAUUCAGAACGUAGCCCGGCCAUAGCUGCUCAAGCCCCAGCCGCAGCUGCUCAAGCCCCAGCCCCUGAAGGGACUGGAGGAGCUGGGGACCGAAGGCUCGAAGAGGCUCUCGGGACCCUCAUGGCUGCCCUGGACGACUAUCGGGGUCAGUUCCCUGAACUGCAGGGCCUGGAGCAGGAGGUGACUCGACUGGAGAGUCUGCUCAUGCAGAGACAAGGCCUGACUCGAAGCCGGGCCUCCAGUCUUAGCAUCACUGUGGAGCACGCCCUGGAGAGCUUCAGUUUCCUUAACGAUGAUGAAGAUGAAGACAACGAUGGUCCUGGUGACAGGCCCACAAGCAGCCCAGAGGUUGUGGCAGAGGACAGGCUAGACUCAUCAAAUGCCCAGUCUCUAAGCACAGGGUGCUCAGCCCUGGAUGCUACCUUGGUCCAGCACCUGUACCACUGCAGCCGCCUCCUGCUGAAACUGGGCACAUUUGGGCCCCUGCGCUGCCAGGAGGCAUGGGCCCUGGAACGGCUGCUGAGGGAAACACGUGUGCUCCAGGAAGUGUGUGAGCACAGCAAGCUUUGGGGGAGCGCUGCCACAUCUGCCCAGGAAGUGGUACAGUUCUCUGCCGCUCGGACCGGCUUCCUGACUUUUUGGGACCAGUGUACAGAGGGACUCAGCCCCUUCAUCUGCCCUGUGGAGCGGGUGCUCCUCACUUUCUGCAGCCAGUAUGGCGCCCGUCUUUCCCUGCGCCAGCCAGGCUUGGCCGAGGCUGUGUGCGUGAAGUUCCUGGAAGAUGCGCUGGGGCAGAAGCUGCCCAGGAGGCCCCAACCAGGCCCUGGCGAGCAGUUCACCAUCUUCCAGUUCUGGAGUUAUGUAGAAGCCUUGGACAGCCCCUCCAUGGAUGCCUAUGUGACCGAGACUGCAGAGGAGGUGUUACUGGUGCAGAACCUCAACUCGGACGACCAGGCUGUGGUGCUGAAAGCUCUGAGGCUGGCGCCAGAGGGGCGCCUGCGCAAGGACGGGCUUCGGGCCCUGAGCUCCCUGCUGGUCCAUGGCAACAGCAAAGUCAUGGCCGCCGUCAGCACUCAGCUUCGGAGCCUGUCACUUGGUCCUGCCUUCCGGGAAAGGGCUCUAUUGUGCUUCCUGGAGCAACUUGAGGAUGAGGAUGUGCAGACCCGAGUGGCCGGAUGCCUGGCUUUGGGCUGCAUCAAGGCUCCUGAGGGCAUUGAGCCUCUGGUGUACUUGUGCCAAACAGACACAGAAGCUGUGAGGGAAGCCGCCCGGCAGAGCCUACAGCAGUGCGGGGAAGAAGGGCAGUCUGCCCAUCGACAGCUAGAGGAGGCCCUGGAUGCUCUGCCCUGCAUCUUUGGACCCAGCAGCAUGGCCAGCACGGCCUUCUGAACUCUGAUCGCUGGCUCCCAGUGUUCCUUCCCUCGAUUUCAGGGCUCACCAGGCACUGGCAGGGAGGGUGAGGGCUGGUUCCAGUCACCUCUCCCCACAAAUUCCUAUCAAUGAAAAUCUAAUAUAUUCUUUUGUUACCACUGGGGUUGGCAGGACGCCUGAAAUGAUGAAGUGCCUCCCAGCCGUGGAUCUGAUAGUCUUUGCCACAAACCGUGUCAGAGGCCUGGCCAUUUAUUUGGUCAUCUUGCUCUGCCUCACCACAUCCCUUGGUUUUGUAUUUUAUUUACAGAGUUUUACAGAAAAUAAAAAAGCAAACUGUGUUUCCUA
This is a messenger RNA of Apodemus sylvaticus (European woodmouse), 4523 nucleotides long. It is a transcript of the gene Ripor1, whose product is annotated as RHO family interacting cell polarization regulator 1. The transcript is spliced from 22 exons. The coding region runs from base 483 to 4196 and encodes 1237 amino acids. The record is from RefSeq and is a predicted model, not a curated record. NCBI's taxonomy places the organism in Eukaryota, Metazoa, Chordata, Mammalia, Rodentia, Muridae.